GAGAACUUGGUGUGUAACAGUCUUAGUCUGGAGUGCACAGUGAGACACAUUCUGAAUGAGUGCUCCCCGACUGGCAGAUGAGAGCUGGAGGCAGAGACUUACAAAAGUGGAAGAAACAGAAAAACAAGGUCGAAGAGACGAGUGCUGUGAGAGGAGAGUGGCACAGAACUACGAGCACACACACGGAACCCCACACCCAGUGCACCCAGCAAGGCUUGGGGUGGAAAUGUCUCCUAAAGAAAGCCUCACCUUCGGGAGUGACAAAAAGAUGAAUUCCACCACCCCUCAGCCCCCCGAGUCCUGCUCCCGAAACGCCCUCAUCAUACAGCAAGUCAUUCCCGUGCUGUACCUGAUGGUCUUCAUCGCGGGGAUCCUGCUCAACAGCGUGUCAGCAUGGAUCUUCUUCUAUGUGCCCAGCUCGAAGAGUUUCAUCAUCUACCUGAAGAGCAUCGUUGUCGCUGACUUCCUGAUGAGCCUGACGUUUCCGUUCAAGAUCCUCAGUGACUCGGGCCUGGGCCCCUGGCAGCUGGGCGUGUUCGUGUGCAGGGUCUCGGCAGUGCUUUUCUAUGUCAACAUGUACGUCAGCAUUGUGUUCUUUGGGCUCAUCAGCUUCGACAGAUACUACAAAAUCGUGAAGCCUCUUUUGACAUCUUUCAUCCAGUCAGUGACUUAUAGCAAACUCCUGUCGGUGAUGGUGUGGCUACUGAUGCUCCUUCUCGCUGUCCCCAACAUUAUCCUCACCAACCAAAGUGUUAAGGACGUCACACAUAUAAAAUGCAUGGAACUUAAGAACGAACUGGGACUAAAGUGGCACAAAGCAUCCAACUACAUCUUUGUGGGCAUCUUCUGGAUUGUGUUUCUUUUGUUAAUCAUUUUCUACACUGCUAUCACAAGGAAAAUCUUCAAGUCCCACCUUAAGUCUAGAAGGAAUUCCAUUUCGGUCAAGAAGAAAUCUAGCCGUAAUAUAUUCAGCAUCAUGUUAGUGUUUUUUGUCUGUUUCGUACCUUACCACAUUGUCAGAAUCUUCUACACAAAGAGCCAGACGGAAGCACACUACAGCUGCCGGUCCCGAGAAAUCCUGUACUAUGUGAAGGAGUUCACUCUGCUGCUGUCCGCUGCCAACGUGUGCUUGGACCCUGUUAUUUAUUUCUUUCUGUGCCAGCCAUUUAGAGAAAUCUUGUGUAAGAAACUGCACAUCUCACUAACAGCUCAGGAUGACUCAGAAACGUCCCGAUGCAGGAGGGCACAAGCAGCGCCUGAAAGCACAGACACGCUGUGAUUCCUGCCGCCGCUCCCGCACAGCCUGGGGCACAUGUGUGGCGCUCAGUUACCAGCGAGAGGGGCAAAUCCGAAAACUGCCAAGACAUUACGCAUCACCUCUGGGCAUUACUAUCCAAUUUAGUGUGAUAAUAAAUUAAAAUGUGAGUUUCCAUGCUUAUGUGUAAUACAAAAGAAAAAAAUAAUGCAUACAUAUUUCGAUCAUAUCAAAAUAGAAGGUUUAAAUUUAUAAUCACUAAUCUGGUCAGUUAAUGUACAACUUUAAAUAGCAAAUAAGAAAAUAAAAAGCAAUCAAGACAAUUCACAAGGGUGUCUUCCAUCUCUAAACACAAGAAUUGAGUUUGUAAGUUAUGGAAAUUUUUUCAACAGGCUCAUUAAAGACCAACUUAAAAGUAUGCACAGUUUGAUAAAGGACUAAAGGCCUGGGUAGAGAAAGAGUCAAGUUUUCUCUGAUUUGAAGAAGGAGAAAAAGUGGACACUCAGAAAAUCACUUAAGACAUUCCCUACUGAUUUAUCUCAUGGCAUUUCAAAAGAAAGCAGAUCAAAUUUAUAUACUUUGCAAUAAAAAACAUAAUUUUUUUCUGAUAGCAUUUUGAAGAUGACAUAAAAUGCAUUUUAGGUAUGUUCUCUACAGAGACUUGUUAAGCCACUUAAUGAGCCCGGAGGUCUGGUGUUAGAAUAUUUUUAGAAGUGGACUCUCCUGAGGGAAGCUAGGUACUGGUCUGUGUCACCAGCAUCCUCCUCUGUUCAGUGGCAUGGACGAAAGAAAAGGAUGGCUGGGCAAAGACACACACACACACAUACAUACACACACACACACACACACACACACACACGUCAGGCCGGAAACACACAUUCUUCUCUAGGGGUGAGUGAAGCAGUUUUUUUUUUAGAAAGCAACUGGACUUGAUUUAAAAAAAUCGAAAAUUUACAGUAAUGAGUGAGAAACUAUACAUAAAGUAAAACUUUACACAUCACAUUUUCCGAAAAACAAAUGAAUAUGUGCAGAUAUGAAAUGUUUGUUUGCUGGCAUAUGAGUUAUCAAAAUAAUUCUUUCUCUGCUAUUAACUGGUUAGAAGACAUUAAGCCCAACUUUCAAAUGUUCUCUUCAAUCUUGUAAGUCAUGUUUAUAUAUGUCAUUCUUUACUGUAUAUGUACUAAUAAAACAUUUUUAA
Molecule: messenger RNA, 2453 nt
Organism: Phyllostomus hastatus (greater spear-nosed bat)
Lineage: Eukaryota; Metazoa; Chordata; Mammalia; Chiroptera; Phyllostomidae
Gene: P2RY14
Product: purinergic receptor P2Y14
Exons: 3
Coding region: 56-1279 (407 amino acids)
Biological process (GO): G protein-coupled receptor signaling pathway
Cellular component (GO): membrane
Molecular function (GO): G protein-coupled purinergic nucleotide receptor activity
Source: RefSeq, a predicted model, not a curated record